Molecule: messenger RNA, 462 nt
Organism: Cavenderia fasciculata
Lineage: Eukaryota; Evosea; Eumycetozoa; Acytosteliales; Cavenderiaceae
Exons: 5
Coding region: 1-462 (153 amino acids)
Source: RefSeq, a predicted model, not a curated record
AUGAAAUUAGAUCCAAAUAGAUGGGUUUCAAAGUGGAUAUGGACAAUAAGAUCAACAACAAAACCAAAAACAUAUACAACUAGCAUUGAGAUAUUAACGAGAUUUAUGGUUAUCAUUGGAAUAUUCCAAAAAACAAUUACAAAAAGUUGUUUACUUUAUCCUUCGACUGUUGUGUCAACAAAGUUAAUCGUAAAUAAAGAAGCAUCAUCAACAUCAACAUCAUCAUUAUCAUUAUUGUUAUAUGUAACCUUAUGCACAAGUGUUGUUCAUUCGUUCAUUCGCACCCCCACAAACCGACGAGUCAAUCAGACAGCGAGAGAAGAGAGAAGAGAAAAGAACGUCAAUCCAUCAACAUCAACAUCAACAUCAUCGAUCGUCAAUCUAUGCACUGUCUUUGUUUCUAAACAUAGUCUUAUUUAUACAAUACAUAUAUAUAUGAAAUUUGUAAUUUUAUAUCCAUAA